AUGGACGAUGGGGAACAAUCUGUGAUCGCAAAUUUCACCGACAUACCUGUGAGAGUGAGGUUACAAGGACCAUCAAGUGAAAACGGCACUGGUCGUGUUGAAGUAUUAUAUCAUGGACAUUGGGGAACAAUCUGUGAUGAUGGAUGGGAUAUAAGAGAUGCUACGGUUGUUUGUCGUCAACUUGGUUAUCGAGAUGUCGUUCGAACUCUUCAGAAAAACGAUGUUCCUUCUGGCUCAGGUCAAAUAUGGUUAUCGUACGUCUCUUGUAGCGGAGAUGAGCGAAAUAUAACAAAUUGUUCUUACAAUGGCUGGGGCAAAACUCAUUGUUCACAUCAUCAAGACGCAGGAGUUGAAUGCACGAAUACAGAUUUCACUGGUAUACCUGUGACAGUGAGGUUACAAGGACCAUCAAGUGCGAAUGGCACUGGUCGUGUUGAAGUAUUAUAUCAUGGGUAUUGGGGAACAAUCUGUGAUUAUGGAUGGGAUAUAAGAGAUGCUAGGGUUGUUUGUCGUCAACUUGGAUAUCAAGACGCCGUUCGAAGUCUUCAGAGAAACGAGGUCCUUUCUGGUUCAGGCCAAAUAUGGUUAUCUGGGGUCUCUUGCGCCGGAAGUGAGCAAAAUAUAACAAAUUGUUCUCACGGUGGUUGGGGAAAUCAUCGUUGUUCGCAUCAAAAAGACGUAGGAGUUGAAUGUACAAAAACAGAUUUCACUGGUAUACCUGUGACAGUGAGGUUACAAGGACUAUCGAGUAAAAACGGCACUGGUCGUGUUGAAGUAUUUUAUCAUGGAUAUUGGGGGACAAUCUGUGAUUACAGAUGGGAUAUGAAAGAUGCUAAGGUUGUAUGCCGUCAACUUGGUUAUCCAGAUGUUGCAAAGAUUUUACAGAGGAACGAGGUUCCUUCUGGUUCAGAACAGAUAUGGUUAGAUAACGUCAAUUGUACUGGCGAAGAACAAAAUAUCUCAAGCUGUUCUCAUCCAGGUUGGGGGAUUUACGGUUGUGAUCAUUCUCAAGACGCCGGCGUAGAAUGCAGUACAACAGAAUUUACAGCUACGCCUGUGAGACUAAGAUUGCAAGGCCCAUUAAGUGCAAAUGGUACUGGUCACGUUGAAGUACUCCAUCAUGGAUAUUGGGGUGCAAUAUGUGCUCGUGGAUGGGACAGAGAAAAUGCUAGGGUUGUAUGUCGUCAACUUGGUUAUGAUCCAGACGGUGCAAAGACUUUUCAGUGGAACCUAGUCGCUCCUGCCCCUGGACCGUUAUGGUUAAAGAAUGUCCGUUGUAUUGGAAAUGAACAGAAUAUUACAAGUUGUUCUUAUGAUGGUUGGGGGUUUACAUCUUGCUCCUCCGAUGGAGUGGCAGGUGUACAUUGCUACACGAUAGACUUCACAGGUGUAGCUGUCAGACUCAGAUUACAGGGACCAUUAGGUACGAAUGGCGCUGGUCGUGUUGAAGUAUUAUAUCAUGGAUAUUGGGGGACAAUCUGUGAUCGUAGAUGGGAUAUAAAUGAUGCCCGGGUUGUUUGUCGUCAACUUGGUUAUCGAUAUGUCGUUCGAACUCUUCAGAGAAACGAUGUUCCUUCUGGUUCAGGCCUAAUUUGGUUAUCCGACCUCUAUUGCACGGGAAAUGAGCAAAAUAUAUCAAGUUGUUCCCACGAUGGUUGGGGGAGUCAUCGUUGUUCACAUAAUGAAGACGCGGGAGUUCAUUGCACAAAUACAGACUUCACUGGUGUACCUGUCAAACUCAGAUUACAAGGACCAUUAAGUGCCAGUGGCACUGGUCGUGUUGAAAUAUUCCUUUACGAUUUUGCAGUUGUAUUACAAGGGCCGUUAAGUUCAACGGGCACAGGUCGCGUUGAAGUAUUCUACAAUGGACGUUGGGGAACUAUUUGCGAAGAGGGAUGGGAUUUGAAAGAUGCUCGUGUUGUUUGUCGUCAGCUUGGAUAUAAAGAUGCUGCAAGGGUACUUCACGAUGGCCAGGUGCCUUCAGGUUCUGGCCCAAUAUGGUUGUCUGACGUAGAUUGCAAAGGUGAAGAAAAAAGUAUAGCAACUUGCUCUCACAAAGGUUGGGGCUCUAAUCAUUGCUCUCGUCGCAGGGACGUCGGGGUGGAAUGUACAACAAAAGACUUUACAGAUACGCCUGUAUCGAUCAGAUUACAAGGGCCUUCGAGUAGAAAUGGUACUGGUCGAGUUGAAGUAUUCUAUCAUGGAUAUUGGGGAACAAUCUGUGAUUAUACAUGGGAUAUGAGAGAUGCCAGGGUUGUAUGUCGUCAGCUUGGUUACCAAGAUGUUGCUGGAGUUCUUCGAAGAGGCGAGGUUCCAUCAGGUUCUGGGCAGGUAUGGUUAGCUCGCCUCGCUUGCACUGGAAAAGAACAAAAUAUUACAAGUUGCUCUCAUAGUGGUUGGGGUGUUGAUCCUUGCUCUCAUCGUGAAGACGCUGGCGUAAUAUGUAGUACAACAGAUUUAUCAGCUACACCUGUCGGUCUAAGAUUACAAGGUCCAUUAAGCACGAAAGGUAUUGGUCGUGUUGAAUUGUCGUAUCGUGGAUAUUGGGGGACAAUUUGUGAUUCUGGAUGGGAUAUGAGGGAUGCUAGGGUUGUAUGUCGUCAACUUGGUUAUAAAGAUGCUGCAAGAAUUCUUCAGAGGAGCGAAGUUCCUUCUGGUUCAGGGCAGAUAUGGUUAUUUAACGUCACUUGUACUGGCGAAGAACAAAAUAUCUCAAGCUGUUCUCAUCGUGGUUGGGGGAUUUCUUAUUGUGAUCAUUCUCUAGACGCUGGUGUAGAAUGCAGCACGACAGAAUUUACAGCUACGCCUGUGAGACUAAGAUUGCAAGGCCCAUUAAGUGCAAAUGGUACUGGUCACGUUGAAGUACUCCAUCAUGGAUAUUGGGGUGCAAUAUGUGCUCGUGGAUGGGACAGAGAAAAUGCUAGGGUUGUAUGUCGUCAACUUGGUUAUGAUCCAGACGGUGCAAAGACUUUUCAGUGGAACCUAGUCGCUCCUGCCCCUGGACCGUUAUGGUUAAAGAAUGUCCGUUGUAUUGGAAAUGAACAGAAUAUUACAAGUUGUUCUUAUGAUGGUUGGGGGUUUACAUCUUGCUCCUCCGAUGGAGUGGCAGGUGUACAUUGCUACACGAUAGACUUCACAGGUGUAGCUGUCAGACUCAGAUUACAGGGACCAUUAGGUACGAAUGGCGCUGGUCGUGUUGAAGUAUUAUAUCAUGGAUAUUGGGGGACAAUCUGUGAUCGUAGAUGGGAUAUAAAUGAUGCCCGGGUUGUUUGUCGUCAACUUGGUUAUCGAUAUGUCGUUCGAACUCUUCAGAGAAACGAUGUUCCUUCUGGUUCAGGCCUAAUUUGGUUAUCCGACCUCUAUUGCACGGGAAAUGAGCAAAAUAUAUCAAGUUGUUCCCACGAUGGUUGGGGGAGUCAUCGUUGUUCACAUAAUGAAGACGCGGGAGUUCAUUGCACAAAUACAGACUUCACUGGUGUACCUGUCAAACUCAGAUUACAAGGACCAUUAAGUGCCAAUGGCUCUGGUCGGGUUGAAGUAUUAUAUCAUGGAUUUUGGGGAACAAUCUGUGAUCAUGGAUGGGAUAUGAGAGAUGCUAGAGUUGUUUGUCGUCAACUUGGUUAUCCAGGUGCUGUCAGGGCACUCCAUAGUCAACAGGUUCCUUCCGGUUCUGGUCAGAUAUGGUUAAAUGAAGUUUCUUGUACUGGGAAAGAGGAAAACAUAACAAGUUGUCCUCAUUAUGGUUGGGGGGUUCAUAAUUGCGUACAUGACGAAGAUGCUGGAGUUGAAUGUUCUACAAUAGAUCCCACGGGUCAUUCUAUAGCUGUAUAA
Molecule: messenger RNA, 3831 nt
Organism: Dendronephthya gigantea
Lineage: Eukaryota; Metazoa; Cnidaria; Anthozoa; Malacalcyonacea; Nephtheidae
Product: deleted in malignant brain tumors 1 protein-like
Exons: 14
Coding region: 1-3831 (1276 amino acids)
Cellular component (GO): membrane
Source: RefSeq, a predicted model, not a curated record